Messenger RNA from Paramecium sonneborni, 165 nucleotides. The record is from the annotation of a GenBank genome assembly. Lineage: Eukaryota; Ciliophora; Oligohymenophorea; Peniculida; Parameciidae.
AUGAGAAAAUUCAAAAAUAUAUCAAUGAUCUACCCAAAUUAGAAAAUAAAUUUGAACGAUAGUCCCAAAAUCUCUAUUGGUAAUUGGGUAUAUAUCAUGCUAUUAUAAUAUUAAACUUCUUAGAAACAACCUCUAAAAAAAUAUUAAAUGAGACCUCUCCCAUGA